AGGGUUUCGUCUUCCUUGUGCUUCGUGGACUUUUUCGAAUGGGAGAAAGAACCUUUUUGCUUCAUAACAGUGUUCUAUAUUUUUGGAGUUGUCAUAAGUAAAGCAGUAUGACGCUUGAAGAUUUCUUUACCCUAACAGAAAUAAAAGAUGGACUCACGGUCACUUCUCGUGUUGAAGAGCUCGUGUCUGUUAUGCAGAGUAAUAAAGAUUCAGUUUUGAAGAAUAAUGGCGAUGCUUCUAGACAAUGGACUGCUGUUGCAAGCACAAUUGCGGCCACUAAGAACAGAGAUUGUCUUGAUGUUUUUGUAAAUUUAGAUGGACUUGUUUACUUAAGUAGCUGGCUAGCUGAAGCUCAGAUGUUGGCUAACAAUUCAGUUGACAGAUCUGUAGAGGAGUCAAUUCUUGCUUUGUUAGAAGCUGUUGAAAAUCUAGGUGUAGACAGUUCGAAGUUAGUUUCUUCUGGGAUAUUGGUUGCUGUCAAGAAACUUGUUGACCAUGGUAGUUCUCGGGUUCAGGAUCAGGCGAGAAAGCUCUUUGGUAGCUGGAAGGAUAAGGAUGUGUAUGACCACUCUGAACAUGACAGUGAAAGCUGUAACAAAAUUCAUGAAGAUGAGAUGAGAGUAGUAGCAGCAAGCAUGGAGAGCAGUGGGCAAAAAUCUGCUGUUACACUUUGUUCGACACAAAGUAAUAAUGAAAAACAGUGUCCUGAAAUAGCAGAUGAAGCCUUGCUGUCAGGAUGCUCAGAAGGAAACAUCCCAGAUCAAGAUAAGGGUUUGGAACUGCAGAAUGACAAGGCUGGGUUUGACUCGAACGUGAAUUCCCAUUGCUCUAAUGCAAUGACUGAAACUGAAACUUUCAAUGGUUCUUCUACAGAUGAUAUCAUGAAAGAGGUUCAAGAAAAACUUUCUGUGAAGGAAAAAAGCUCUAUGAGGGAGACAAGUGGUCCAACUAUUUUUGGUACUAUGCCUACUGGUUCUAGUAGCCUACUUUAUUUAGAGCGCGAUAGUGCCGAAGGCCCAUCAAAUGCUCCGCUGGGUGCUGAGAUACCCAAGGAAAAGCAGAUGGCAAACUAUUUUCUUGAAAAAUUGGGUGAAGCAGGGACAUCUAGUGCAGCAGGACAUGUAGCUGUGUCUUCUGAUUCUAUGAUCGCCAGCAUGGAGUUGGGGAAAAAUAGUCUUUUGCAGAGUAGUCUUGAUUCAAAUGAGGUGAGCAAGAAUGCGUCUGAGACGAUAUGUGGGUCGCACGAUGCGAGCGUAGCCCAUAAUAGCAAACAGGUGUCUUCAUUGACUCAUAUAACGGACAAUCAAGAUUCUGACAAUUCAUCAAGACUAUCAGGUGGCCUUGGUAGAAGUAGAAAAUAUGAGAGUGACAAUUUAACUGCUCUUGCUGACAAAGAAGGAAAAGAUGAUAGGGGUCAUUCUGACAAAAAGAGGAGAGUAAAACGGAGAAAAAAACGCAGCUCUUCUAGAUCGAUGACCAUAUCCCAGCGCCUUGGAGCAAUUGACAAAACAACUACUGAUAUUGAUCUUGGUAUUUUGGAUGCCUUGGAGGUCGCUACCAAAGUCGCACAGGAAGUCGCAAGAGAAGUAGACUCUGGAGAACCUUCUCAUAGUUCUUCAGAAGAACUAUCCGAUGAAAGCGGGCAGUCUGGUUCGCAAGACUCCCGCGAUGAUGAUGUACAUACAGGUUCUCCAUCUAAGGGAUUAUCAGUGGGUGAAAACCAUUCCUUUGAGGAACCUCAUGCUGGAGAUGAUGAUGUCAUGGAUGAGAAGGAUGACAAACCUGAAAGCGCGAUGAAGAACAGUGAUGAUGUUGAAGAAAGCCACCUAGCAGCAGCUGCUAAAUCUGAAGUAGGCAGAGAGAAAAGCCCAUGUGGAUUUGAUCUUAAUCAAGAUAUAUGUCCUGAUGAAGCAGAUGUCAUUAUGUCCUCCAUAUCUACAGCCCCUACUCCUAUGUCUGUUUCAUUUUCUGUCUCAUCUUCUGGAAUGCCUGCAGGAGCACCGUUGCAAUUGGAAAGAUCUCUUAGCGGGAAAGGAUCAGCUGCUACUAGUGUAUUCCACCCAGCAUUACCUCAUAAAGUUCCUAGUGGGGAUUUAAGAGAAAAGCAGGUGAUUUCCCGUGGUAUCGAUCUGAAUGUGGCUGAGCUAGGAGAUGAUCAAGUUGAAGAUCUGACUCCCUGGAAACAGUUUCCUUUCUCCUCAUCAAACUCUAGGGGUGGAGAGUCUUCAAAUGAAGCCAGUCGUCGAGGAUCAAGCAGAUUCAACUUGGAUUUGAAUUGUAUGAACGAGGAUGAUGAGAUGCCUCCACCUUCUGAGUUGAAGAUGGAGACAAGAUUGUUUUUAAGUCACAAUGGUCAGCAAAGCGCAUCACCUGUCUCCUCAUCGUCAGUUGCUCAGCAAUCAGGCAAGGAAGUUAACUUUGAUUUGAAUGACAGACCACAGUUUUUCAUCGAUUCACGUGAUCAGGGUCCCUACUAUGGGCGGCACCCAUGGAGUACGGCCUCCUAUGGAGGGCACAAAUUGGAAGAACCAGGUAUUUCUAUCUUGGGUACAAAAGUGGAUGUUGACAGAAAAGAGUCUGUAUCUCAGAUGGCUUCGUUCUUGUCCAAUGGCAAGUCCCUCGAGCCUGCAGCAGGAUUAUACAUGGGAAGAACGGGAACCUCUUUGGGUCUAGCCUCAGGUGUCUCCUUUUCUCCAGCUCCUAUUUAUGGCUACAAUGGAAUGAGUGGUCCUCCUGGUUUGUCAAUGUCAUCGCCCAUGUAUGUUCCUGGAACUGCUAUUCCAUACAUGGUGGAUUCAAGAGGUACUCCAGUGAUGAUGCCGCAAAUAAUCGGAUCGACCCCGUAUGUGCAGCCACCAUUCCCUCAACAACACAUGUUCAUGAGCUUGGCGGGUGGAUCCCCUAGUAUGAAUGGAUCAGUGCGGCCAAACUUUGAUCAGAACUCUGGGUUUGGACUUGAGAUAGGAAACAGAGAGUCGAUAAAUUUGAGGCAGUUUCUAUCGCCGUCACAAAGCGGGGCUAUGGGAGAGCAUUCGGGAGCAAAUGUAGAGCCCUCAUCGAGUUCGUCUAUUAGCAUUGGUGGAAAGCGAAAAGAGCCGGAGACACGGUGGGAGUUCCCUCCAUGGAGGUGAGUGAUGUACAAGUGGUGGGGAUGGGUUCUUGAAUAGGUUGAUGAAUUGAUUGAUUGGUCAAAGGAUGACAAGUGUUGAGGUAACUUAUAAAGUGGUCUUGCUGAA
Molecule: messenger RNA, 3236 nt
Organism: Arabidopsis arenosa
Lineage: Eukaryota; Viridiplantae; Streptophyta; Magnoliopsida; Brassicales; Brassicaceae
Source: the annotation of a GenBank genome assembly